AUGCACUUCUCCACUUCUGUUGUUCUUGCCUUCAUCGCUGCUACCACAGCACUUGCCGCUCCCCUCGCCCCACCCCGUCGUCCUACUCCCGGAUCCGGAUCUGUUCGCGGCCCCGGCAGCUUCCAUGCUCACGGUGGACACAAGCGCCCCAGAGCCCUCGAAUUAGACACCGAAGAUCUCGUCGCCCGUGGCAUUGUCGAGGUCGAAGCUCGCAACGAGUCUGUUGAGGUCGAGGCUCGUAGUAUGCGCCCUCCUUCUCGACCUGGUAAACCUGGUCCACCUAACCCAUACGGACCCAAGGGACCUCGAGGAGGCAAGCAUUACCGAAGGGACGAGUCUGUCGAGGUCGAAGCUCGCAACGAGUCUGUGGAGAUCGAAGCUCGUAGUUCGCACCCUCCUUCUCGACCUGGCAAGCCUGGCCCACCUCCAUACGGACCCAAGGGACCUCGAGGCAGGCCCCACCGCCGAAGAGACGAGUCUGUUGAAAUCGAAGCUCGUGGUAUGCGCCCCCCAUCUCGACCUGGCAAACCCGGUCCACCAAGCCCACACGGUCCAUAUGGGCCCAAGGGACCCAAAACUGGCAAGCAUGGCAAAAGGGAACUCGAAGAGGAGCUCAUGGAGCUCGACGCCCGCGAUGUAGAGGACCUUCAGGAAAUCGAGGCACGCAGCCCAAGACGCCAAGGUGGCCACAGGUCGGGAGGACGCAGAAAGCACGGCUAUGGUGGACGUGGAAGGCACCCAAGGCCUCAAUCUGGUGGACAAGAACAAUCCGAGCAACAGCCCGAACGCCGCUCCAUUGACGAAUUGGAUUAA
Molecule: messenger RNA, 813 nt
Organism: Acaulospora colombiana
Lineage: Eukaryota; Fungi; Glomeromycota; Glomeromycetes; Diversisporales; Acaulosporaceae
Source: the annotation of a GenBank genome assembly